Monoraphidium neglectum is the source of this 2487-nucleotide messenger RNA. RefSeq lists its product as hypothetical. NCBI's taxonomy places the organism in Eukaryota, Viridiplantae, Chlorophyta, Chlorophyceae, Sphaeropleales, Selenastraceae. Bases 1 to 2487 code for a protein of 828 amino acids. The record is from RefSeq and is a predicted model, not a curated record. Gene Ontology annotation, molecular function: RNA binding. Gene Ontology annotation, biological process: deadenylation-dependent decapping of nuclear-transcribed mRNA; P-body assembly. The transcript is spliced from 7 exons. Gene Ontology annotation, cellular component: P-body.
AUGCAGCUCCCAAAUGAGGAGCUGGGCGGCGCUUUGGAGGACGGCCUCGAGGCGCCGCCAGAGGAGCACCCCAUUGGCGGGUUUGAAGAGGACGACCUCCCGAUUGAGCAGAUGGUCGGCGACGGCGACGACGAGGACGAGGACGAGGACUUGUCGCUCGCCGCGCUGUUCGCACGCAAGCUCGCGGCCGGCGACGUCGCCCCAGGCAACCGGCAGCAGCAGCAGCAGCAGCAGCAGCACCUGGCGCCCGCGAGCGGCCCCGCGCCGCCGCCGGUGCCGUCGCUGCUGUCCGCCAUGCGGUCCGCCGCGUCCGGUGGGCUGGCUGCGCCAGCGGCGUCGCUCCCGCCGGCGAGCCAGCCUUUCUCGAUCGGCCUAGACCUCCAUCUGGGAGGCCUGCCAGACGGCAAGCCAAUAGGCGCCUCCGCGUCGGCCGCCGCCGCCCUGGGGCCCCAGGCGCCCUCCCUCUGGCCCUCCCAGCAACCAGCACCCACCGCGGCCGUCGGGCCCACGGCGCCAGGCGGGACGCCACAGCCGGCCGUCCGGGCGCCGGGUGCGGGGGCAAUGGUGGCGGGUGCCAUGUCUGCUGAGCAACUGGAGGCCGAAAUGAUUAGCCGGGCGCGGGAGCAGCAGCAGAAGCAGGCGGCGGCGGCUGCGGACAAGGGCGGUGGCUUGCUAGCGCUGCUCAAGGGGGGCGCAGCUGCGGCGUCCCUGGCGUCUCCCGGGCCACAGCCAGAGCAGCAGCAGCAGCAGCAGCAGCAGCAACGCGGCAUGCCGCCGCAUGGGGUGCCUGGGAUGGGGAUGCCCCCCAACCCCUUCCCGCCCGGCAGUCUUCCGCCAGGCGCGGUGCCGCCGGGCUUCCCGUACGGGCAGCUGGCGCCCCACUUCAAGGGGCCGUACGGGCCAGGCCCGAUGCCUGGCGGGCGCCCGCCCAUGAUGGGUCCUGGGGGCCCGAUGCCGCCCAACAUGGGCCCGCCCGCAGGGCCCGGGCAGCUGCCGCCCGGCUUCAACCUCCCGCCAGGCUUCCCGAUGCCGCCAUUGGGCCCGCAGCAGUACGAGGGGCAACUGAUGAGCAACGGGGAGAUUGAGCACGUGUUGCGCAUCCAGUUUGCCGCGACGCACACGGGGGACCCCUAUGUGGAGGAUUACUACGCGCAGGCGUACCGCCACAAGUAUCUGGGCGGCCGCAACGCCGCGACGUUUGCGCCCGACGCGCUCCGCCGCGACGCCGCCUCCGGCCUCGCGCUCCGCGAGUCGCGCCACGCGGCCGUCGAGGGCCUGGGCCGCUUCGUGCUGUCAAACAUCAGGACCCCAAAGCGGCUGAUGGACGUCUCUGGCCGCGCGGCAGGCAAGGAGAACGGCGCCGCGGGCGGGGACGGGAAAGGGGACGGCGGCGAGCAGCCGGCCGCGGCCGCGGCGGCCGCGCGGCUUGAGGACGAGCCGAUGCUCGCGGCGCGGAUUCUAAUCGAGGACUGCAACGCGAAUCUGAUGCGUGUGGAGGACCUGGACCGCGCGGCGGCGGCCGACGAGGCGGCCGGCCUGGUGCUCGACGCGUCGUCCGCCGCGGGCGCCGCGCUGCGCCGCGAGCGCGCCGCGCUGCUUUGCGGCGUCGUUGCGUCGCUGCAGCUCGCGCGCGCGCCCGGGGACGGCGGGGGAGACUGGGUGUUUGGGCGAGUCAUGGCGCUGCCCAAGGGGCGGCUCAUGCUCGCGAAGGCGCUGCGCUUCAUGGUGCACCCGGCCACGGGCCGCCCGGCGCCGCAGGGCGCCGGUCCGCGCGGUGGCGGCGGCGCGCGGCAGCAGCAGCAGCAGCAGCAGCAGCGGAGGCAGCAGGUCCCCUGGAACUCAGAGGCCGGGGGCGAGGCGGGCGCCGAGGCUGCCGGCGCGGAGGCGGCGGCGCCGGCGCUGUGGGCCGUGCUGCGCAACGCCCGGGAGCUGUUCGGCCCCGCUGUUGCGGCCGGCGCCGGCGCGCGCGCCGAGGGCGAGAAGCGCAUGCUCGCGGCGACCGAGGCGCUCGCGGCGGCGGCGGCGGAGGCGCUGCGGCGCUGCGGCGCCGCGCGGGACCCCGCGUGGCUCGGGUCCGUUCUCUCCGCCCUGCUGCUGCGCGCGACAGAGCUGGGGCUUGGGCCCGACGGCCCGGCGCCGGACGAGGACGGGGCCGACGGCGGCGGCGCGCCGGCGCCGGCGGCGGACGGCGCGGCGGCCGAUGAGUGGCGGGCCGCGUACGCGGAGAUUGAGGCGGCGGUGUCGCGCCACCUGGCGGCCCUCCAACAGGCCAAGGCCGCCGCCGGCGCCGAAAGCAACGGCGGCGGCGCAGGCGGCGCCGCGGCCGCGGCCGCCGCGUCGGGCAUGCCCGCGGCGACGCUGGAGGCGCUGCGGGCGCACGCCGCGGAGCUGGCGGCGGUCCCGCUGGUGCGGGGCAUGGUGUCGGAUCACGCGCGCGGGGAGGGGCGCGAGCGGCUGCGGCUGCUGCUGCUGGAGGUCGCGCGGUGA